Molecule: messenger RNA, 597 nt
Organism: Zingiber officinale
Lineage: Eukaryota; Viridiplantae; Streptophyta; Magnoliopsida; Zingiberales; Zingiberaceae
Exons: 6
Coding region: 191-466 (91 amino acids)
Source: RefSeq, a predicted model, not a curated record
UAUGUUGAUUGCCCAUUGCCUCUGCUUCACCCACCUCUCGCCUCCUCAUCCUCUUCCUUUCCCUUCUCUUCUCUUGUCCCAAGGUGCUCGCUCUGCUCUCUUCCCUCCCCUGUUUGAUGCAAGUCUAGGGUUGAGAUUUUCAGGAAUCUGAUUCGCGGGAUUUUGUGAAAAAAUUGGCUGUUCAGAAUCCAUGGCAGGCUGCAAUCAAGGGAAUAUAGCUCCUCAAGGCGAAGAAGUGCUAUUGGAGAAAAGAUAUGGAGGUAUUGUAGCCAAAAAGCCAUUAAUCUCCAAGGACCAUGAAAGAGCUUACUUUGAUUCUGCUGACUGGGUCCUUGGCAAGCAAGGAACAAGCCCAAAGUCAAAAACCGCUGUUGAAUCUCUUAAACCCAAGUUGAAGCGCACUCCUCAUCAUCAGCUUCCACCUCGAAAGCCUGCAUGCACAACCGGCGUCGAAGAUGCAGAGUAACUGCUGAGGGAUUGAAGUCCAUGAUUAUUCCUUGGCAUGGACAAACAACUAUCUUUGUUUUCCCAAAGAAAAAAAAAAUUGAGUCAUUUUUAUGAGAAGUCUUGGAACUAUCAGAAAUGUUUUGCACAUAA